GGACUAUACUUUUUUACUCUCACCUUAUCCUACUUUGGAAAUUGCUUCAUAGGAGACAGGGAGUGUUAUCUUCAAGUACAUCAUCAUCAGUAUUCAGUUCUGCAUUUUAUUUUAUCUCAGAACUGAAAAAAAAAAUGGCAACUCCGAUUUCCAUCCAAUUCAAUCCCUCAAUUCUCUCAUUUCCAUCAAAUCCUUCACAAUCUAUCAAUACAAAAGCACAAUUCUUUCAAUCCAAUGAUAAAUUAUUGCUCAAACAAAAAAACAAUUCAUCUUCCCGCCAAUUUCUUCAACAACAAGUUUCAUUGCACCAAUUAUCUUCAGCUAGAUUUGUAGUGUCAGCAGCAGCAACAGGUGUUGUUGAUACAGUUGAAGAUAAACUUCCAGCUGAUAUUCAUGUUACUGAAACCCAAGAACCCAAUUCCAGAGUCAGGUUGACUGUAGAAAUUCCAACUGUUGUAUGCGAGGAUUGCUAUAGAAGUAUCAUAAAAGAGUUCAUGAAACGUUCAAAGGUUCCUGGAUUUCGUCCUGGGAAGAAUGUUCCAGAAGAUAUCCUCCUUGGCUUUAUCGGGAAGCAAAAUGUUCAAAAAGCUGCAGUUGAAGCUAUUCUGAAAAGAACACUUCCACAUGCCAUGUCUUCGGUUACUGGAAAGGCGUUUGAAGACUCUAUCCGCAUUGUGACCAAAUUUGAGGACAUGGAAAAGACUUACCUGUCUACGAAUACCUUGAGGUAUGAUGUGGUUGUUGAUGUGGCUCCUGAAAUCAAGUGGAAACCUGACGAUGCAUACAAGAAUCUUAAGGUGGUUGUUGAGCUUGACAGUGAUAUGGAUGCUCAGCGAGUUUCAGAAAAAGAGUUUAUAAAGCGCCACAAGUCUCUCGGUGCAUUGAAAAUUGUUACUGACAGGGGUUUACAGGUUGGUGAUGUUGCAGUGAUUGACGUAACAGCAACUUCGAUUGAGCAGGAUGGAUCAGAUGCUAAAAGCAUACCAGCUGCAGAGAGUAAAGGUUUCAAUUUUGAUACAGAAGAGGGAGAUAAUGUCCUUCCCGGUUUUCGUGAUGCAAUUAUUGGUAUUAAACGUGGUGAAACAAAGUCAUUCCCUUUGGUAUUUCCAGACUCAUGGAAACAAGAAGAUCUUCGUGGUGUUCAUGCUCAAUUCACUGUUGAUUGUAAAGAACUGUUCUACAGAGAUUUGCCCGAGUUGAAUGACUCGAUUGCUGAAAAGCUUCUUCCAGGAUGCAGCUCCAUUGAGGAGGUCAAGCAAGCAUUGCUACAAAGAUGUCGCGAAGUUGAACAGGCAGCUAAAGACCAAGCAACUGAUAAUGCCAUCCUUGACCAGCUAUACAAGAUGGUUGAUGUUGAAAUUCCUCAAUCUCUCUUCCAAGAGCAAGGGAGAGAACUCUAUGGAGCUCAACUUUUACAAUUGCAGGCAAAUAUGAAACUGAACGAACAGCAGCUGGCAUCGUUAUCAAGCCCAAGGGCCGUGAAUGAGUUCCUUGAAACACAAAAAGAAAAUAUAACAAGUAUCGUAAAGCAAAAUUUAGCUGUCGGUGACAUAUUUACACGUGAAAAUUUGCAGUUUUCAACAGAGGAGUUAGUGAAGGAGGUUCAAAACUCAAUUCAAGAAUUCCAACAGCAUCAACAGGAGUACGAUGAGGACCGAGUUAAGCAACAGGUACAAGAGGUACUUGAAGGGGCUAAAGUACUUGAAUGGCUAAGGGAAAAUGCAGAGAUUCAGUACAUAACUAGGUGAAAAGACAUAGAUGUUCAAUCUUCAAAGAAGGGAUAAAUUUUGACUUAUUUUGAUGCUUCUGAGAACUCUGUGACCAAAUGAUCAAACAAUAUCGGCAACUGAUGCGGCGAAAUGCUUCAAGCGAGUUUCAAACUUACAGUGCUGCCCGAUAGUUGGGUUGGGUUGAAGGAGCUUCUCAAAAUCCGAGCAUCUUUUUUGAACGGAUGCAAUUUCCAGGAUGAUGAAUCGUCCUGAUUUCCAUAUUGCAUUCUAAAAAGUCACCGUUUUAAAGUUGGUGAACUGAAAAUACAUGUAUUUUGAGAGGCAAUCCAAAGCUGUUUAUUUGUAUACAUUUGCACCGAUUCAUUAUUAAUUCAAACCUUCCUUUUACCUA
Molecule: messenger RNA, 2121 nt
Organism: Lycium barbarum (goji berry)
Lineage: Eukaryota; Viridiplantae; Streptophyta; Magnoliopsida; Solanales; Solanaceae
Product: trigger factor-like protein TIG, Chloroplastic
Exons: 13
Coding region: 135-1748 (537 amino acids)
Biological process (GO): protein transport; 'de novo' cotranslational protein folding; protein unfolding
Molecular function (GO): protein folding chaperone; peptidyl-prolyl cis-trans isomerase activity; ribosome binding
Source: RefSeq, a predicted model, not a curated record